AUGGAUGACCUCAAGUUUGAUCAGGCAAUUAGUGCCACAUCGAUUGCUCCUUCAUCAGGGACUACAGCAAACGAUUUGAAAAUGAAGUUAAAUGAUCAUAGUGGUAUGAACAACCAUUCUAAUGCAAGCAAUCAUAUUAAGGUAAAGGAUGGACAUUCCUCAUCUUCAAAGUCCAAAGAUGGCCAUAGUUCUAAGCAUUCCUCCAGUUCAGACAAGCACAGGGAUGGACAUUCCGAUAAACAUAAGAAGUCCUCCUCUAGCUCGGACAAGCACAGGGAUGGGCACUCAGACAAACACAAGGAUGGACACUCAGUUAAGCACAGGGAUGGGCAUUCGGACAAGCAUAAGGACGGACACUCGGACAAACACAAGGACAGACACAAGGAAUCUUCCAAACAUAGUUCAUCUAAAAGUAGCUCACACAACUCAUCGGACAAACACAGUUCAUCAUCGGACAAACACAGCUCAUCAUCGGACAAACACAAGGAUCGGCACAAAGAGAAAAGCUCUUCAAGUGAAAAGCAUCGUGACAAAUCAAGUUCACAUAAAAGCAAAGAUGGCAGUAGCAGCUCGCACAAGGAAAUCAAGCCUAGUGACUCCUCAACAGUAAAAUCUGAAAAGACAAGUGAGGAGCGCAAAAGAGAAAAGCAUGAACACCGUGAAAAGAUGAAGGACAAGUCUGAGCACAAGGAAGCCAAACCUAGUAUGGUCAAGUCAGAGACUGUAUCUAUCAAGCAAGAACAUCCCCAAAUGAACAACAUGCUGUCACCAACAAAAACACCAGUGAAAGUGAAGCGUGAACCAGAGAGUGAUGAUGAUGUUCCUUUGAUUGAAAGUGAUGAUGAACCUUUACAAGAAAGACUUGACCUUUCAUUCAUCACUGCCCUCCCUCCUUUCAGAGCUGACAAAUUUAAAAUUAAGAAGAUCAAACAUGAGGAAAGUGAUCAGGAGCCAUCCAAAAAAAGAAAAGCAGAGGAAAUGACAGAACCAGUUAAAAAGAAAAAAAUCAAGAAGGAAAUCAAAACGGAACCAGAAACUCCAACUAAAAAAGAAAGAAAGAAAAAAGGGGAUGAGGAACAGAUUGUUUGGAAAUGGUGGGAAGAAGAAAGAAGAGAGGAUGGCGUCAAAUGGAUGUUCUUAGAACACAAAGGGCCUCUGUUCGCACCAGAUUAUGAGCCCUUACCUGACAAUGUUAUCUUUAAAUAUGAUGGGAAAGUUUUAAAAUUAAGUCAGGAUGCUGAAGAAGUGGCAGGUUUUUAUGCUAAAAUGUUGGAACAUGACUACACAUCCAGUGAGAUAUUUAACAAGAACUUUUUCAAAGAUUGGAGGAAGGUGAUGACUCAAGGAGAAAGAGAAUUGAUUGUAGAUCUCAAAAAAUGUGAUUUCAGAGACAUGCAUGCAUUCUUUAUGCAGCAGUCAGAAGACAGGAAAAAUAGAUCCAAAGAAGAAAAAUUGGCACUAAAGAAGAAAAAUGAAGAGAUUCAGUUGGAAUAUGGCUACUGUAUUAUGGAUGGACAUAAGGAGAAAAUUGGUAAUUUUAGGAUUGAACCUCCAGGUCUGUUUCGUGGUCGUGGAGACCACCCUAAGCAGGGAAUGCUGAAACGUAGAACCAUGCCAGAAGAUGUUAUCAUUAACUGCAGCAAAAAUUCCAAAAUUCCAGAACCCCCAGCUGGGCGCAAAUGGAAAAAAGUCCAAUGUGACAAUAAAGUGAGUUGGCUGGCAUGUUGGUCAGAAAACAUUCAGGGACAAACCAAAUAUGUCAUGCUGAAUGCAGCAUCUCGCCUGAAGGGGGAAAAGGAUUGGCAGAAGUAUGAAGUGGCACGGCGCCUCUACAAGCAUGUUGACAAGAUUCGAGCCACAUAUCGAGAAGAUUGGAAGUCAAAAGAAAUGAGAAUACGGCAAAGGGCUGUUGCCUUGUAUUUCAUUGAUAAGCUUGCUUUGAGAGCAGGUAAUGAGAAAGAGGAAGGUGAGACUGCAGAUACAGUAGGUUGCUGUUCUCUUCGUGUUGAGCACAUUAAGCUGCACCCUGAAAUAGAUGAUAAAGAAUUUGUGGUUGAAUUUGACUUCCUUGGUAAAGAUUCAAUCCGUUACCAAAACAAAGUGCCUGUAGAAAAACGUGUUUUCAAGAAUCUGCAGUUGUUUAUUGAAAAUAAACAACCUGGUGAUGACUUGUUUGACAGAUUAAAUACAGCAACAUUGAAUAAGCAUUUGCAUGACUUAAUGGAAGGGUUAACUGCAAAGGUUUUUAGGACCUUUAAUGCAUCCAAGACCCUACAAGAACAACUGGAUCUACUUACUAAUCCUGAAGAUGCUGUUCCUGCCAAGCUCCUGUCUUAUAAUCGUGCAAAUCGUGCUGUGGCUGUUUUGUGUAACCAUCAGCGGGCAGUACCUAAAAACUUUAGUAAACAGAUGGAGAAUUUGCAGAAUAAGAUCAAAGCCAAAAUGGAUAUGGUUAAGGAUGGAAAGAAACAAGUAAAGGAUGCAAAAAGUGAUUACAAGAAUCAAAAAACUGAGAAAGCCAGAAGUAUAUAUGAAAAGAAGAAGAAACAAUUGGAACGUCUCCAAGAACAGUUGUGUAAACUGGAGGUGCAAGCCACAGACAAGGAUGAAAACAAAGAAAUUGCUUUAGGCACUUCCAAAUUGAACUACCUUGACCCAAGAAUUUCUGUUGCCUGGUGCAAGAAAUGGGAGGUUCCUCUGGAAAAGAUCUACAAUAAAACCCAACGUGAGAAAUUCCGCUGGGCCAUUGACAUGGCAACUCCUGAAUUUAGAUUUUAA
Molecule: messenger RNA, 2778 nt
Organism: Acanthosepion pharaonis
Lineage: Eukaryota; Metazoa; Mollusca; Cephalopoda; Sepiida; Sepiidae
Source: the annotation of a GenBank genome assembly